AUGGCAGCCAGCACCGUGUGGAAAACGACCAUUUUCCAGCACGCGCCUCUUUGGAACCAGACGAGUUCAUUAACGCAGCGGUUCCAGGGAGGAGGCGCCACUCUACUGACUGCCAAAGAGGUGACCAGUGUGGAAGAAACCGAAGAGCAAAUGAGAGAAAGUGCUGUACUGCUGAAGGAGUCUUCAGUAAUCAACUUUGAAAGUAAAGAAAGUUUGAAAAAUGCUGAAGUGACUUCAAGUACAGGAUUGACUCUUCCCACAGGUGUCUCAACUUUUCUAAUAGAGUGUUUAGAUGUAGAUUCCACUGCAGACUAUAACACAGGCUCUAAUGACAGCGUGAACUUGUGCUCGUCCCCUGAAAUAUUCAGAGAUGAAGAUAAUUCAGACAGAAGUAACCUUUUCUGCGAGGACUUUGUCAAAUACAAGAACUCAACUCUCCUGGACUCCAGCAAAGCAGUGACCAUAGAUAAGAUCCCACAGAUCUCAAAUCUGUCAGCAAUAUUAGAACCUGUGCAGGAGGAUUUUCAAGACCAAUACACUAGAAGAAAUAAACCAUCAAAAUGCAAUUACAGUUCUUCAGAAUUAAAUGUUUCAACUACUGUAGCAGGGAAAAAAGUCUGUAAAAUUACAGUUGUGAGAGAGAGAACUCCAGACAAAACUGAUCUUCGCUGUCCUCCACUGGACUAUGCGGCUGAGCGCGAGGGCAGGAUCGGGGUUGCAGAACUCCCGGGUGGUGUAAAUGGAUCCGCGUGCGAGCGCCCGCAGCGCGCCGCAGCGAGCGCGCGGCUUUAA
Messenger RNA from Tinamus guttatus (white-throated tinamou), 792 nucleotides. The record is from RefSeq and is a predicted model, not a curated record. Lineage: Eukaryota; Metazoa; Chordata; Aves; Tinamiformes; Tinamidae.